UCAGUAAGACAUUAAAUCAAAGCAGUGCAGUAAUUGAAUCCACCAUUAAUUACGAGCAAGUUUGGUGGUUCCGUUCAUAACUUGUAUCAAACUAGGUUUGUUACUAUUACACUGAAGACUAUAUUACCACCAUCCUAACUUGGUCGCCCCUAGUUCGGAAAACUCCGGCUUUUGAAUACACCAUCUCUCAGUGUUAUUAGAUUUGUGGAUGAAAAUAGUGUAGCUUUUACAUCAUAACGAGAAAAUAACUCCGAAAUCUAAUUACUUCUACUACUGAUAUGUUUUCCAAGUAGUGACUUAGUCACAUUUUAUGACAAUCAUCUUUAAUAUCGUUUUAAUGCGUAAACAAACACACCUCAAACGUAUUCUUUAUCAGAUCCACUAUCUCCCCUGUUAGUGUUGCUAAAUUCACAUACACACUCAACACUCGACCGUGGUGAGUAAACGCGGGUCAGCAGACAACAAGCAGUAGUUCAGUUUUAUAUGAAACAUCCACUUAUACGUCACCCGUUCCCACUAACAAAAUUAACAGCACACGGUCAGUCAGGUAGUGCUAUACGCUAACAUAACACGUUCUUAGCGCUACAGAAAAUUAAAUUUAUACUCGAUUUAUUGCCAUAACUCGAGUUAAUAAAUUGUCAACAACGAAAUUAAUCGUUUCAAGAAUUAUCUGCAGUUCGAUUACUGCGCCUUAUCUGGGUUUAGUAAGUCACACCAGUCCUGUACCUACCGCUACGUAUCUGAUAACAACGGUCGCGAUAACGUCCGAUACCUAGCUGACUCAGAUUGACUUCAUUAGCCGGUGAAUGCGUUGGUCUAUUUGUUGCAUUGGUAAAAGACAAGGAAAACUCAUUGCGUGAAUAACUGAGUGAGAUGGUUACGUGAGCCACUAGCAUGCGCUGGUCGAAGUGGUGGUGGGUGGUGGUGGCGCUGCACGCGCGCUCCCUCGCGCAGUCCAACACACCGACCGUCUGCGAGGAAGAAGCGUGCCGCUGCGACCCCUUCACUAGAGUUAUAUGCACUUGCACCCAAGAUUAUCCCGAGGUGACCCUACGACCUGAUGGAGCUUAUAGAGUUCCCUCUACUACUACUGGCAUUAUUAUAGAUAACUGUUCGCGGGUGACCUUCCUGCCCGACACCGUACGAAGUCUCAUACAACUUCGCAAUAUAGAACUAAGAAAUGUGAAUCACGUUGUCAUUAACGAGCGAGCCCUAUCUUGGUCUCCGUUCUCCACACUGAACGAAAUGAACCCAGGACUACGGAUCUCGAUAACCAACAGUACGAUAGACGAGAUCUCGUCUCACGCAAUACAGGGACGCGUCAACGAUGUCGUCAUUAGCAAUAGUAGGAUCAAAGUGCUGAAGCCCUUCGCCUUCUCUAGCCUCACUGGAGUCAAUACUAUAGACUUGCAAGAUAAUGUUUUUGAGAACAUUGAAAUUCAAGCGUUUAAAAAAUUCACUGUAGACAAUUUUAUGCUGCGCGGAGGCAGUAUAAAUACACUACCGAGCAGGUUCCUGUCUGACGUGGAAGUCACCAACCUGUUCCGUAUGGAAGGAGUAUCUGUUAAGUAUUUGUAUAGUUUAACUUUUCUUGUCAGUUCACCAAAGAGGGUCCUUAUAGAGAGUAACACAAUAGAAACAUUGGAAGGAGAUGGGUUUCACAUAGUUACGAGAGGGCCAAUAACAUUUAGAAAUAAUACAGUAACCAAUUUGAGGAAAGGAGCAUUUUUCGGAUUCACCGUGGAUUUGGGGAUAGCGUCGGUGAUGGGGCCUCAGGAGCUACUAAUUGAUAACAAUACCAUUACUAAUUUGACACCGGCCUCAUUAAUGUACAACCGUACGAGACUGACUUUGAGGGUCGAUGGACUGAACCUGAAUACAUCAUGCGCUUGUGAAUUAGCAGAACAGUGGCGUGAAGUGUUAAAGGAACAAGGUGGAACAAUAACCUGCUGGUAUGAGCUUGAGGGCUACUACAUAUCGCUGCCAACUUACGUGGACAGUAGGUGCGGACCGUUUAAACAAAACUUCUGGAUUUUUGUGCUCAUAGGUGUCAUUUUAGUGUUAAUUCUAGCGGCCAUAGCCAUAUUCUUUAUAGUUAGACGAGAGAACGAAAAGAAGAAGAAAGUGCAGAUAGUUAUGCCAGACGGAAAGACUUACAGGGAAACCGAAUUCCACAUAGUUGUUGAGAGAGCCGAGCUCCUCACUACAGAUUUAUGAGCCGUUGUGUUGUGAAAACGAUUGAUCUCUGUCGUGGUGUCUCUGGUGACACACAAUAGAUGACUAGGUAGUUCGAUGAAUCGCUCCGUGAAUUAUGUUCCAUCGAAAUUCUACCUCAGGGCCUUGAUUCUGCUACAUUACGCAAACAACUACCUAUAGGGCUGAGCAUUGAAAAAUUGUGACGACAAGUUUGAUGUCACGGUCCCGAAAUGCGUUGAUCGCGUGUGUGUUGUUUGUAGCAACAUCAGAGCCCCACUCUGUCAUUGCAAAGUGCCAACAUUUAGUUAUACACCGACCAGUAUUACGCGAUGUGGUGUUGCGAAAGAUACUACUUAGGUAUUUGUUAUGGUAGCGUUAAAUUAUUGUGAUUAAUAAAAAGUACAAGGAA
Molecule: messenger RNA, 2605 nt
Organism: Spodoptera litura
Lineage: Eukaryota; Metazoa; Arthropoda; Insecta; Lepidoptera; Noctuidae
Source: RefSeq, a predicted model, not a curated record